AUGUCUUCCUCCAAUAUCACUCGGUGCAUUUGUAGAAGCGGUUUUCAAUCUCACUUUAUUACUCGUCAAGUCUUAUUCAUUCAGCCACCAAAAUUUGUGUUGAAAAACCCAAGACCUGACUUGUUUCAAUCAUCGUUUUCGAAAACUUUUAAAAGUCCUGCUCCUAAUAAAUCUGAGAAAUCAAAGUCUGUCUUCCUCGCUUGGAAGAGUAAAUGGAUUCCAGUACGAACCUAUUUAGGUUCCAUCAACUGGAAAAAGACUCGAAUUAAUAGGAAAGGGCUGUGGAGACUUUUGUGGAGUGUCAGUGCGGUCUUCCUGGCAGGGGACCUUAUUUACCUUGGGCGGGUGAACCAAUCUAAUGAGCGACGCGUCAAUAACACCUUUGGAAAAAGGCACUCAACCGAAGACGGAACGGCGGAUAAUGAACUCAUUCUUCGGCCUGAAAUUACAGAGUAUCUCAAGAAAAUUUUUCAGCCAGUUCAAAAUCAUUCGUAUUACCAUGUUUUUUGUGGUGAAUACGGAACCGGGAAGACAAUAUUGACUACGAAGGUGGCAAGAGAAAUUGGGAAAGGCGUCAUAUAUGUUGAUACUUCUGCCGACAUUGAAGAAUUUGGAAAUUCGUUUGGAAAAGCUCUUAAUCUUAUAUUUGAUGAAGAUGUAGUGUUAACAUUACGACUGAAACGAAAUUUUUUGGCGAUACCAAGGGUGAACGAAUUUGAUCAAAAAUGGAAGAGAGCUCUUAGAGCUUUUAGGAAAGCCUUUGAAGCGUAUAAAGCGAAGCAUGGCCAACCACCGGUUAUUGUUUAUGACAACAUCAGCAAAAUAGUUAAUAAGAACCCAAGAAUUCUUGAUAUUCUUCAAGAUGACGCUAAAAAGAGUGCCGAUAGCAGAAAAUAUAUUGCCGUAUUUGUCAGUAGCAAAUGCUCGGUUCCUCGAAGAAUGGAAUCUCGUAGUGCUUGGUCGCGUGCAUACAAACCUGUUAUAGAAAUCGGAGACCUUAGCGAAAAAGAAUCAAUGGAAUAUCGAAUCAACAAGCGAAAUAUCAAUUCUAUAGAUGAAAAAAAACUAUAUGAUUUAGUAGGUGGACGCAUCGUAGAACUGAAGGUGACGGCUGAUAAAUUACUGGCUGGACAAUCCUUCGAAGUCAUUAAACAGUCAACCCUAACUGAAAUCAAGAAGAAAUUCGAUUCUGCAAAACUCCUUCGAAAUCAAUCAAAUCACAAAUCAGGAAAGCGUGUCAUCCAUGCGCUGCUUGAUUCGGGGUAA
Molecule: messenger RNA, 1266 nt
Organism: Acaulospora morrowiae
Lineage: Eukaryota; Fungi; Glomeromycota; Glomeromycetes; Diversisporales; Acaulosporaceae
Source: the annotation of a GenBank genome assembly